Fusarium redolens is the source of this 381-nucleotide messenger RNA. RefSeq lists its product as uncharacterized. The transcript is spliced from 3 exons. NCBI's taxonomy places the organism in Eukaryota, Fungi, Ascomycota, Sordariomycetes, Hypocreales, Nectriaceae. The coding region runs from base 1 to 381 and encodes 126 amino acids. The record is from RefSeq and is a predicted model, not a curated record.
AUGGGGCUUUUCAACGACAUUGACAUUGAGCGAGAUUUUCCGGACCAUAAGGUCAAGUCUAUGGUGACGAGUUCUGAGUGGGCAGUUCAACAGCAUCAGGACAACUUUCCUGGCAAUUCUGCUCAGAACUAUCACCAGUACCCAACCCAAGAUGUCAAUACUUUUGACUCUUACAACUCAACCUACUAUGGCAAUAAUGAGCAAACGUCAGCCAACACUUCCUACAGCACUCCCAGGCCUCAGAUUGGACUGGCCGGUCUACAAGCGGGAUUGUCGUUGGAUAGUAGUGGUUCCGAGGAUGAUAGAUCUGAGAGUCGGAGUGAAGACGAGUAUGGGACGGGCAAGUUGAAUCUCUUCCAUCGUCAUCUCAGCAAAGACUAA